This is a messenger RNA of Penicillium brevicompactum, 2073 nucleotides long. RefSeq lists its product as uncharacterized. NCBI's taxonomy places the organism in Eukaryota, Fungi, Ascomycota, Eurotiomycetes, Eurotiales, Aspergillaceae. Gene Ontology annotation, biological process: silent mating-type cassette heterochromatin formation. The record is from RefSeq and is a predicted model, not a curated record. The transcript is spliced from 4 exons. The annotation marks the transcript as partial. Gene Ontology annotation, cellular component: SHREC complex; rDNA heterochromatin.
GCGGGGGAGACAAACAUGUCUUCCAGCGAAGGUGAUGACCCUGAUAUGGUCGUCAUUCCCAUUGACAGCUUUGUCAGUGAUGGGGAUAUGAACACGUGGCCCGCAGGCCUCCCAUAUGCUGAACGCAGUGACCGAGGUUGGCGCGAGAAGCUAGCCACGAAUUGGCUCAAGGAGAUGGAUUCUCUGGAAGAAGGCGCAAGUUACAUUCUAGACAAGCUUCCUGAAGGAUACUGUCUGUUUGACAAAGCCAACACCAAGAAUCCCCGACAGCGCAACCCAGCUUUGUUUGGUCAUCCUAGUGGCAGGUUCUUCCCAUCACAAAAAGCAUUCCUCGAACAUUUUCUUGCCUUAGUGCGCGGGACGAAGGAUACUUGUGCAUGCCCUCCUUGCCAAUCCAUGUCUUCUCGUGCAGGUGCAGUGCCUGGUCGGAAACCGGGCAGGCCCUUCAAAACAAUCAAGGCAGAUCCAAUCGAGCAGCCAGCUGUGGAUUCGCGCCUCCCUGCUGAUGAAGAAGGCCCUGACUACUGGAAGAUCCUAGUAAUGAAGUUGAAGGAAAAAGGCCAAGUCGACGAAGCCAUCACCCAACGUUCCAAUAUGGACUGGUAUCUCACCCACGAGGCUCUCUCGGACUACUUCAUGAAAUUACUCAUCGACCCCGCCUACGUCCCUCGGCGCGGUGAGAUUGUUCUGUGGGUGUGGUCCGGCUUAGACGAUGGGGAACUCAUGCCCAAUCCCCAGACUGGUAUGCUUGAAAUCUUCGGCAAUGAUCAGAAAUGGCAUGGCCCCCCUCAGUGGCGCGCAGGCGUGGUCACUCAGACUCCCAACGACGAAGUCCACAUGGUCCACAUCAUUGAAAGCCCCGUUACCGUACAGGGGCUGAGCUACUCUGGGUUCCGUGUUGAGACUCUACCAGACCCACUGGGCGACGACAAGUCUUUCUCCCGUCAAUAUUCAUAUGUCCCUCUGCGCAGCAUCAAGCCUUUCAACUCGUGGCGAAACUUCCUCGGUGGUCUCAAGCGGAUGGACGUCCAUCCUUCAAUUGAGAAUGCCUUGACCAUCAUGUCCUCCUGGAGUCUAGUGCACAAGUUCCACGCCAAGGGUCAAUGGGCCACUGGCGCAGAGCACCCCUCGCUCAGCAUUUCGUGCAAAGGUAUCUUCAUCGGCGCCGAGCUCCUAGCCGUGCACGAUACAAUUCGCCUGAAGCCACAAGGCUAUCGAUAUAACGUGCACAAGGCCACCGGUGCUAGCAAAGUGACGGACGUAAUGGUCAUCGAGGGUAUCACGCUCAAUCUCACCGACUGCAUCGAUAACACCGAGGACGAGCAGCUUGCUGAACAUUACACGGCUUUGCUGACUGGUAAAAUGUUCACCACAAAUCCCAACCGCGGUGCACACGGGGGACCGUUCGCGAAGAUCGACCCAACCCCGCUGACCAGCGAGGAAGCAACCGCGACCUUCCGACAAGUAGGAAUGAGCGACUACGGCCCGUGGUAUCGCAUGGCCGAAGGAAAAACCUGCAAUAUCUCUCCGCACCACGUUAUCGGUCGCUGCUACGAGCCUCUCGCAGCUGAGCUCAUGUUCGGCUCACACACAUUCGGCUACGAUCUAGCAAGUGUCAUGGAAGGCCGAAACUUCUCCGAACAAGUGGAUGUACGCAUGCCGGAAGGAAAUACAUGGUUCUGGGGCGACAACCGCGUUGAAACGCUAGGCGUGACCGAAAUCAAUGGAAUCGAGUGCGGGAUCUCAGCGUCACAACGCGAAUCUCCUGAGCGAUGGCAAGCGUUGAUCAAAAUCGUCCAAGGAGAAGGCAGUGCGAAGCUUCGAAAGAUUGCCGGGAUUCCUUCUUCUGCUGGUCGGCCGCAUGGAGCCAAGAAUCGAUCUGAUAGCUCUGCGAGUGGAUUUGCGAGAGUUGCUUCAAUUAGCAAGAUGGUGAGUUCCGCUAUUGGAGGUUUACCUGAUGAGACUUCGAAUGAGGAUAGUGAAAUGACGGAUGAUAAUGCUGCGUUUGGGAUGGGUGAGCUGGAGCUUGCGCGAGCGAUCAAGAGCGAUAGCGAGGACGAAGAUUAUUCUUGA